AGGCAUGGGCGGUGUCUACAUAUAAAUUCUUGACCCAACUAUUUGCACAGCUCCUCCUGCGAAGCACACUUCUGUACCUCGGACUGCUAUUUCCUUGGUCUUGAGCGCAAUCAUGCCGUCUGAUUUGGAAACAUCUAUGGAGACUUUGAUCAAAGUGUUCCACAAGUACGCCUCAAGGGAGGGCGACAGCGGGACACUCAGUCGCAAGGAACUGAGAACAUUGAUGGAAGCAGAGUUGGCCGGAUUCCUAAGGUCGCAGAAAGAUCCAGGCGCUGUGGACCGCAUCAUGAAGGAUCUUGACACCAAUGGGGAUGGGGAGGUGAACUUUGAGGAGUUUGUGUCUCUGGUCGUUGGCCUUUCCAUCGCUUGUGAGCAGUGCUUCCAGCUGCACAUGAAGAAGGGAAAGAAGUGAGGUAGCCUAGUGUGCGGAGUGGGCUACAGAGAAGGGUCGAGAAGAGUGUGCCUUUUGUACCAAGUAUUUUUUUGUUAUUUGAGUUUCAAUAAAACACUGGCUUUUUUGAA
This is a messenger RNA of Alosa alosa (allis shad), 522 nucleotides long. It is a transcript of the gene s100a10b, whose product is annotated as S100 calcium binding protein A10b. The transcript is spliced from 3 exons. Lineage: Eukaryota; Metazoa; Chordata; Actinopteri; Clupeiformes; Clupeidae. The coding region runs from base 113 to 412 and encodes 99 amino acids. The record is from RefSeq and is a predicted model, not a curated record. Gene Ontology annotation, cellular component: cytoplasm. Gene Ontology annotation, molecular function: calcium ion binding.